AUGCAGCAGUCAUUCAGUUCUGUGUUGUGGUUUCUUUCCAUAGCCCCUUUUAUCUACUCAACCUCAUCUUCAUCAACGAAGUCAAUACCAAGCGCACAGGAUGAUGAAAUAGUUACUUCAGUUAUCACUGGAUCCGAUGGGCCUCUUACUGAGAAAGAAACCUUUGUUCCAACGACAUAUUCGAAAUUCGUCAACAUCUCAUCCACAAUCGUCAUAAAUACUAUAUUUACUAUUGUAGAUAGUAGUUCCACCAAACUUUCAAACUACAGCUACAAAGUUGGACCUGGGGGAAUUGGCUGGAAUAUUCCUACUCCUAGUAGCGGUGCGCCGAUCCUGCUACCUCCGCCUACGUUCCUUCCUGGACAUGGACCUACGUCUCGGUCAAGUUCCGAAGAGGUCCAUUCAACUCAAUCUUCGGCUGCAACCUUUUCGGAAAUCAAAUCGACCGCGAGCAGGGCCUCGAAUCCUGCCUCUAGCAGCUCCGUGUCCAACUCAACUAUUGUUGGUACACUAAGUACUUCUAGUAGUCUAUCUACUAGGCAGACCUCACAGUCUACACACACGAUAUCAAAUAGAAUUAGUACUUCGACUAGUACCGUAUCAUUCGGUGGGAUUGGCCCUACUACAAGCAGCACUCGAACUGAGUCUAGUGGAAUCACUGUGAGCAGCGCCGGUACGUCCAUUUCAACUGGCAGGUCUAGUGGGUCUAAAAGUUCGAGUGGAAUCGAGACUUCGGAGGGAAGCAAGCCUCCCUCGACCACAACCUCAAGCACAGUCACCUCAACUGCUACUAUACCUCCGACCGGCUUCUCAGCUAUUACUCUUUCCGGAACUUCAUUUCCUUCCAAUACUUGGCUCACAACAACAGACAAAGACCAUCACACGACAAUCCUCCCUGUGAUCGUGACGGGAGGUGGUAUUGGUAUUGCGAUGUGGAAUCUUCCUCCCACCCCGGACGUUCAAUUUAGCUUUCCAAAGCUUCCCAAGUUCCAUCUCCCAUGUAUAAAAAUUUUCGGAGUAUCAAUUGGUAGUUGCACAUCGAAUCCAGCCUCCGACGGCCCACCCAGCAAUGAUGACCCAACUGAUAGUCCAACCAAAACCAGAACAACUCUUUCGACAUCUUCCAAGCCGUCCUCGAGCAUAAGCACAAGCACAAGCACAAAAUCAAGUUCAAGUUCAAGUUCAAGCUCAACUUCCGAGUGCACCGUGUCGAAGACCGUCUCAAACUGUGCGGUACAAUGUGCCACAACUACCACAAGCAACUCCUGCAUAUCAUUCACGACUGAAUGCUCUCAGACGCGUACGGGCUGUUCUAUCACAGGCACGACUUCAACAAUAACUAGUUCUGCUAGUGCUUGUACAACUUGUUCAAGCUGUUUGGGUCGACAGGAACCCGGGAAUGGUGUACCUCCAUAUCAAACACCCGGUCCCAACCUAGAUGACGAGGAAGAUUCUAGAAAACGUGGCAUUGCUGGUCGUGCUCGGGCUCCCGCAUUCGAGAAACGAGGACCUAGUUCCCUCAUCGUGAAAAUUUCAACAUGCAACCUCAAGACGGGAUCUGCAAAAAAAUUGACCCGACCACCAUGGCCAGCAGUUACUGCUACAAUGCUAAAUCCAGACAAGGCAGGUAAAAUGGCCGCAAAAUAUUCGACGAUAUCUAGGUACGACCUAGCUACGACUAUCGGCGCUUGUGGAGUGCCAACUACGACGAGAGUAAACGCGCUGGCGUUCGCAGCGGCACCAACGUACACAGACUACGCUGGUAAGGAGCGACCGAACAACAACGAUGCUAGUCUUGAUCAUGCCUAUGAGAAGUCUUGGAUUAAGGAUUUCUUUACGCAGAUUGUUGCUGAAGCGAGUGGAAAUGGUAAACUUUCCUGCGCUGAUCUCAACCAAUUCUUCUUUCCCACAGUGAAUAAAUGCCAACAUAACCUCAUGCAACCAAUCUGGAAUAGUAUCGCAAGCGAGAAGAAUUUGGAUUUCAUUGUUAUGUCUCAGUAUCUUAAUGGUGACGGAAAAGGCAAAUUUUUCGUGGAUCCUACGAAAACACUUCCGAACACCUUCUUUGGAGAUCCUAAUUUUGCGAUUCAGAAUAAUGCGGGUUGGAAAUGGGCGAAUGAUAAAGAAGGCAACCAAAUGUCCGCAGAGGAUACAUUGAGGACUAUGAUUAUUUAUUUCGAGACCGUCCUCCUCGGUGUACUCGAGAUGAAGAGCGACUCUAUGUUGCCACUCAUGGAUAAGACAAAUAAUCGGGUUUACGACGCGCUGUUAAAACUCGAUAAUCGGAUCGCGACCGACAACAAGAUGUUUCCGAAUAAAGCAGUCUGGCAGACAGCUUUUGGAACUGAUGGCAUCGCUGGGGCGUACAAAGACUACAUGAUAAGGGUCGUCUUGCCGCAGAUCAAUGUUCCACCCACGUACCUGACUAACCUAUGGCAAAACACAAUUAAAACGGGUAUCGCAGCUUCAGAAAACCUUCCAGAUGUUAAGACAGAUUCAAAGACCGGCGAAAGUCCGGGCCCUUCGUAUCCGGAAUGGCAGAAGUUUUCGAAUUUCGCACAGGCGGUGGAUGCUCAAUACAAAAAGUCGGGGAAUUAUGCCUGGGAGUACACAUUCGCAUUCCAGUGGGAUCGAAAUAAUAAGCGACAGGAGGGAGACGACCAGUCAGACGAUGAAGACCUUAGUUGUCCUUUCUCGUCGACAAGUGGAGUCUCCACGACUUCCGAUACUCAUAUUUCACCCUCGACAUCUAAUACUUCAUUGAAGUCCUCUUCUAACGCCCCACCAACGAUUACCAGCACUAGUAGUAUUGCUAGCACGUUGUUUGGCUCGCCAACUAUGAUUCGUUCAAACACUAAACCAACUCCGAGCCCAACUAGGUUAUCUGCUACUGCUGGUUCUAGUGUGCUCGCCGGUUCCGGUUCCGUUUCCGAUUCCAGCACUCCGGAGCCGUCUCGUACUGAUGCGCCAGGGAAAAAAUUGGUUGCCUUUAUCAGGUAUUAA
Hypoxylon trugodes is the source of this 3003-nucleotide messenger RNA. RefSeq lists its product as uncharacterized. Bases 1 to 3003 code for a protein of 1000 amino acids. The transcript is spliced from 4 exons. Lineage: Eukaryota; Fungi; Ascomycota; Sordariomycetes; Xylariales; Hypoxylaceae. The record is from RefSeq and is a predicted model, not a curated record.